CAGUGUUUAUCGUCAGAAUCACAAUUUGUUGACGUUCAAAUCCUUCGACCGACAGGGACGGCGUCGCUGAUUGUUGUCGUCUGUGUAUUUGUCUCCACGUAGCUUCAGAUGAGCGAAGAUGGCGGAAGUGGAUGAAGCUAGUAAACCCCUGUUUGCAGGGCUGUCUGAUGUGUCCAUCUCAGAAGAUAUCCCUGUGGAAGGAGAGAUCACAGUUCCAGUUGGGUCUCCGUCACAUGAUGAUGAGUACUCUACACUUGAUGAACCAGUGAAAGAAACCAUUCUGAGAGAUUUGAAGGCUGUAGGAAAAAAGUUUGGCCAUGUGAUGUAUCCUAAGAAAAGCACAACACUACUUAGAGACUGGGAUUUAUGGGGUCCUUUGCUGCUCUGUGUCACAUUAGCUCUCAUGCUGCAGGGGGGGUCUGCAGACAGCAAAGAAGACGGAGGGCCCCAGUUUGCUGAAGUGUUUGUUAUUAUAUGGUUUGGAUCGGUCAUUAUUACAUUGAAUUCCAAGCUGCUGGGAGGCACUAUCUCGUUCUUCCAGAGCCUGUGUGUACUGGGAUACUGUAUCCUGCCUCUGACUGUUGCAAUGAUUGUCUGCAGGCUGGUGCUUCUAGGGGGCACAGGGACAGCUAGUUUUAUUGUUCGAUUUAUAGUAGUCGUUGCGUCGUUUGGAUGGUCAACGUUUGCAUCCACAGCCUUCUUGGCAGACAGCCAGCCUCCGAAUCGCAAAGCCUUGGUUGUGUAUCCAGUAUUCCUGUUCUACUUUGUCAUCAGCUGGAUGAUUCUUACCUUCUCCCCAUCACACAGCGAUGGAGCGACAGGCACAGGACCCUGAACUGACAGCAUUUCUCCUGAAGAUUAAGAGACUGUUCUUCACUCCCAUUUGGGAAGGAAAGGAAUUGGAAGCUGGAAGGUUCAGGGUGACUCAAAUAAGCGUCAACAGCCCAAAAUGACCUGCAUGUGUUUUAAACUAUUUGAAGUAACCCUUGGGAAUAAAUGCAUUAAACAUGGAACUGGACCCUAUGUUAUCUUUUAAAAUACCAUUGUUAUUUUUAUUGAAGUCUCUUAUUAAUCUGUAACAAUUUAGAAUUUGCAAGGAAGUGAAGAAUAAGAGAAUAUGCAUGGAGUGCAAUAAUAUGAAUGGUAUAUAAUUGUCUCUGGAUUAAAAAAUGCCCGUCAUAUGCAGGUUUUACGGGUGGAUUAAAAUAGUUGUUUGCCUUAUGGUAGGUUAAAAAUCAACCAAAUAACACAAGAGCCAGCAAUACAGUGCUGUUUGAAACGCCAAGUAUUUCAGCAUUUAAAUUACUGGCGCUCCAGUGUACUGCUGGAUAGAAAGCAUUCCCUGACUGUGAAAGACAGCAGGGUUAUCCUGAUGAAUACUUCAGGUUUUGGAUUCUUGGUAGAAUUUGUUUCAGAAGCAAACUGGCAUAGUAGUAGUACAGUCUAACACAACUGCACCCCCAACACAACUGAAUCAAACAGAAUGUUUGUAUAACAGUGAGCAACCCUUCUUCAGGAAGAAGUGCAAACCACCUUUGAUCCUUCUGUUUGCUAAAUCUGCUCCGCAGCUUGAGAAUUGUGGUUGGGUUAUUCUAUGCUACUCUUUUGUCUACUAGUGAACUGUACUGGAAUAUUACAAAGUGUUAGCAAUUCUAAUACUGUUCUGUUUGUUUCACUAAACAUUAUAUAACCUUGCUACUUGUCAGGAUGAUUCUGGCUGUGUAUAAAUGGGUGUACCGUGUAUGUUCAAUGUAAACACUAUUUUAUGUUUAACUUGUUCUUUUAAGACUUUAUGUUUUUUUUUAUUGUAAAGGUUGUAUUUGGGUUUGUUUUCUGAUUAAUUUAUUUUAUGAAUACAGGUGUUAGAAGUUGUGGUGAUUGAAGGGGGUUGAAAUUAACAAAGAUUCUAUGACAUUGUAACAAACUACUGUUUUUUUUUUUUUUUUUUCAAUGACAUAAAUGGACUCAAAGUCUGAUUCAUGAAUCUCAACUGGGUUCUGAAGAAUCCAUGCAGAUAAACAGUUUCCGCAAGUUGAGUUAAAAUAUUAGAUGUAUAAAUCUGGACCAUUCUUAUAAACCAUGUUUUUUUUUUUCUUUUCAGUUCUACACAGUUGUACCUGCAGCUCUGACUAUGCAUCUCUUGCUCAUGGCAUUCACAGCUAAAUUAUUAAUUACAAAAAUCCUUGUAAACGUUCAUACUCUAAAUGACUAAUAUUCAUUAAGGAAAUCUCUGUGUUAGAGAUAUGAGUGAGUGACUUAGCUGAAGAAAGUUACAACACUUAGCGAUUCCUAGCUUACGUGCUGAAAAGGUUUACUGAACUUGUGUUAAUAGAUGGCACAAAACAUUAGCAUGCUGGGGGCGAUUUCCCUAAUAUGGUUGUGUUUUGGGUCAGAUCUUUACAUGGGAAAUGUUUAUUGCAGAUGAGCUUCAACGUACCUUUUGUUUUUUUAAAGCAGGGAAUUGUAAAGACAUGCCUUAAUGUGUUGUGCAUGUAAAUAAACCCUUAUGUGUUUGUUACUCCACACUUGAAAGAGCUUUGUCAUCUACAAUGAAUACAUUGAAAAAAUGUCAAUACAAAUACUGUAUAUAACAUUUAAAAUGGCCACGCUUAACAGUACAUUUCUAAUCUAAAAGUAAGAUACAACAUUUUUAUAAUGAGAAUUUCUUUGCGACUGGAUAUUUAUAUUUUUCAGUGAAAGUGACACAUCUUUUUCUAAAGCAGUGUACUUUACACAUUACUACUGUUUCUUAAUGUCUGCUGUAAAUGUCAUCAGAAAAUAAAUGUUUUCUUUCUAUUGUGCAUAUGUAUACUGGGUUGCUCAGAAGAAAUGUAAAUUAAUUGCACAUUUAAAAACUGAUCAUUAAAGUUUGACAGGUUGAAUAUUGCG
Messenger RNA from Acipenser ruthenus (sterlet), 2889 nucleotides. RefSeq names its product protein YIPF6-like. Gene Ontology annotation, cellular component: membrane; trans-Golgi network. The transcript is spliced from 7 exons. Bases 119 to 835 code for a protein of 238 amino acids. The record is from RefSeq and is a predicted model, not a curated record. Lineage: Eukaryota; Metazoa; Chordata; Actinopteri; Acipenseriformes; Acipenseridae. Gene Ontology annotation, biological process: endoplasmic reticulum to Golgi vesicle-mediated transport.